AGAAAUACUUUACAAGAGCCCAGGGCUGCCUAGCAAGAGCAGCAUGUCUGCAGACUGGAGCUUCGCCUUAGCAAUUACACUCUGCAUCUUGGAAGUAAGUGCACUGGCCGCCCCAGGAACCACUCCCAGCCAAGAGACAACACAAAGAGAUGGCUCUCUGGUCCCCAUAGACUGCAGAAUGGGCUCCUGGAGUGAGUGGUCAAAGUGUGAUCCUUGCCUCAAACAAAUGUUUCGAUCAAGAAGCAUUGAGACCUUUGGACAGUUUCAUGGAAGAAGCUGUGUGGACGCUCUGGGAGAUCGACAACAGUGUGUGACCACCGAGGCUUGUGAGGAGGUGCAGGAGGACUGUGAAAGAGACUUCCAAUGUGGAACAGGCAGGUGCAUAAAGAGGCGACUUCUGUGUAACGGUGACAAUGACUGUGGAGACUUUUCAGAUGAAGAUGACUGUGACAGUGAUCCACGUCCCCCCUGCCGUGACCGAGUGGUAGAAGAAUCUGAGCUGGGACGAACAGCAGGCUAUGGGAUCAACAUUUUGGGGAUGGAUCCCCUAAGCACACCUUUUGACAAUGAGUUCUAUAAUGGAUUCUGUGACAGGAUACGGGAUGGAAAUACUUUGACAUACUACCGAAAACCUUGGAACGUAGCUGUUCUGGCCUAUGAAACCAAGGUUGAUAAAAACUUCAGAACAGAAAAUUAUGAAGAACACAUUCAAAUGUUCAAACAUAUAUUCCAAGAGAAGACAUCAAGUUUUAAUGCAAAUUUAGCUCUAAAAUUUACAGCCACUGAAGCAAAUACAGAUGCAGUUGAAGAACACUCUGGGAAAACAAAUUCAUCAGAUCCUGAAAAGUCCUCACUUAAUUUUCAAUUUUCCUAUUUUAAAAAUGAAAGUUUUCACCGACUAUUGACACAUUCUUCACAGAAGGGAAAACAGUUUCUACAUGUGAGAGGCAUAGUUCAUCUAGGCAGAUUUGUGAUGAGAAGUCGGGAUGUCGUGCUGACAACAACUUUCCUGGAUGAUAUAAAAGCUCUGCCAUCUACCUAUGAAAAGGGAGAAUAUUUUGGAUUCUUGGAAACCUAUGGAACCCACUACAGUAGCUCUGGGUCUCUGGGAGGACUCUAUGAACUGAUAUAUGUUUUGGAUAAAGCUUCCAUGAAAGAGAAAGGUGUUGAACUGAAUGAUAUAAAGAAGUGCCUUGGGUAUAAUCUGGAUCUUUCUCUACGCUUCCUUGAAAAGUUGGAUGUACCUUCAUUAACAGGAGGAGUUAAUCGAAGUGAUUGCAUAAAGAGAGGCAAUGGUAGAGUUGUAAAUAUCACCCGUGAUAACAUCAUAGAUGAUGUAGUUUCAUUCAUAAGAGGAGGAACCAGCAAAUAUGCACUUCAACUUAAAGAAAAUCUUCUCAAAGGAGCCAAGAUGGUUGAUGUAACUGACUUUGUAAACUGGGCCUCAUCCUUAAAUGAUGCUCCAGUACUCAUUAGUCAAAAGCUGUCUCCUAUAUAUAAUCUGGUUCCUUUGAAAAUAAAAGAUGCAUACUUAAAGAAACAAAACUUGGAAAGAGCCAUUGGAGAUUAUAUGGAUGAAUUCAGUGUACAAAAAUGUCACCCAUGUCAAAAUGGAGGUACAGUGAUUCUGCUAGAUGGACAGUGUUUAUGUUCCUGCCCAUUCUCAUUUAAAGGAAUUGCCUGUGAAAUCAGUAAGCAAAAACAGUAUUAAGGAUUGCCAGUCUCUCUCUCCUUCAAGCAAAAAGAGAUCUGGGAUCACAUGGACAAAUAAAAGCAAGAAAAAUACCAAGACCUUGCAAUAUAACAUCUUUUGCUAGAGAUAAUCCUUACUGCCAAGAAGAAAGCAGCUUGCUUCAUGGAAAUCCUACCAACCUCUCUCUUUUUGGUCCACAAUGCUUUUUCCCCUCUUUGACCCCUAUAAUGCUUCCAUUUAUUUUUUUUUAAUUCCUUAAUGAACAGCCAGCAGUGAAAUACGCCAGGACUGCUUUUUCCCACAGGCAAUGCCAAUCUCUUGCUAAUAAAAUGAAAUUAAAUUAAAAGCAGAAUGUUGUUCUAAAAGACUUUAAA
This is a messenger RNA of Nannospalax galili (Upper Galilee mountains blind mole rat), 2067 nucleotides long. It is a transcript of the gene C9, whose product is annotated as complement C9. The record is from RefSeq and is a predicted model, not a curated record. Bases 44 to 1711 code for a protein of 555 amino acids. NCBI's taxonomy places the organism in Eukaryota, Metazoa, Chordata, Mammalia, Rodentia, Spalacidae. The transcript has 11 exons. Gene Ontology annotation, molecular function: protein binding. Gene Ontology annotation, biological process: immune response. Gene Ontology annotation, cellular component: membrane attack complex.